UACCGAUCCUACCGCAAAAUAACACGUGGUGCGAAAUUCGAGAUGGCAUCGAAAUGCUCACACAGGAAGAAGAUUGAGGACAUGACAGCCGAGGAAAUGAUGGCUGCAUCUGACUCGGACUCUGGGAGCGAAUGGUCUAAUCCUGAGGAAGAUGUGGGAGAAGAUGGUGACAAGAAUGUGGAGGAUGAGGAAGAUGACGAUGAUGAUGACAGUGAAGAUGAGGAAGGUGAUGUGGUAGAGGAGGAUGAAGAAGAAGUGUUGGUGGGUGAAAAGGAAUACGGCGGACCAGAGGAGACAACUAUAGAGGGGAAAAAGAUGAGCAAACACAAGCAGUCUUUGGAGAAACUCAAGGAAACUGACCCAGAAUUCUACAAAUUCUUGCAAGAAAAUGACCAGGAGCUGUUGGCCUUCGACGACUCCGAUGACGAAUUAUCCAGCGACGAGGAAGGUGCUCUCCACGAACUGCCUGACAAACUGGAGGAGCAAGUUGAUAGCGAUGAUGAGGAUUACGUUGCUGGCGGCGACAGAAUGAAGCCCCCAAAACGUGAGGGGAAGGAUGUGACCCUGGCCAUGGUGGAUAAGUGGCGGCAACAACUUGAGGCAAAUUCAUUGAACAGUUUCCAGGAGGUUGUUAAGGCGUUCAGGGCUGCCGUACAGCAGAUAUCGUCAGCUCAAGAAGGCAACAAGUACAGAGUGGAGGGCAGUGGAGUGUUCAAUGCCGUCGUCAGUCUCUGCUUGAAGCAUGUCCAUCCUUCUUUGCAGAACAUACUUCAGUUGGAGGACAAGCCAACAAAAAAACGAAAUCUGCCUUCGUCUUCCAAACGGUGGAAGCAAGUCCAAGCUAGCGUCAAGUUUUAUCUCACUGACAUCAUGAAGCUGCUGAAGCAAUUAUCCGAGACCACCAUUGUCUGUGUUGUGUUACGUCACAUCCACCGCAUGAUCCCUUAUUUCUGCUGCUAUCCACGGUUGGCCAAGGACCUAGUUAAGGGACUGGUGGGCCUGUGGAGCACCGGGGAGGAGGCAGUGCGAGUGCUGUCGUUCCUGUCGCUCUUCUCAAUCCAUCGCUGCAUGCUCAAGAACGGCUGGCUGGAGUACAUCCUGAAGCAAAUGUACUUGGCGUAUGUGAGGAACACCAAGUUCACGUCGCCUUCCACACUGCCUCUCAUCAACUUCAUGCAGCGUUCCCUGACUGAAAUGUUUGCUGUCAACACGCAGUUGGCAUACCAGCACGGUUUCGUGUACAUCCGACAGCUAGCCAUCCACCUGCGCAAUGCCAUCACAGUCAAAAAGAAGGACACCUACCAGUCUGUCUACAAUUGGCAGUACAUCCACUGUUUGAAUCUCUGGUGUCGUGUCCUGGCAACGCUACACGCCGAUGAAACGCUCCACCCCCUGAUCUACCCGCUGGUUCAGACUGCCAUCGGAGUCGUAAAAUUGAUCCCCGCUGCACGGUAUUAUCCUCUACGCUUCCAGGUUGUCCGAUCCCUCAACCUUCUCUCUGAAGCAACGGGUACAUUCAUACCUCUCCUGCCCUUCCUUCUGGAGAUCUUUGAGUUCACUGACUUCAAUAAGAAGCACUCCAGCAUCUCCUUCCGACCUUUGAACUUUGCUGUCAUGCUCAAGGUGUCUAAAUCUCAACUCAACGAAAGAGCAUUUAAGGAUGGCUUGAUAGACCAGUUGUAUGAGCUGCUGCUUGAACAUCUGCAAGUGCAUAGCCACGCGAUUGGAUUCCCCGAGCUGGCUUUGCCAGUCAUAAUGCAGCUUAAAGCCUUCCUGAAGAAGUGCAAAGUGGCCAACUACUGCAAGGUGAUAAAGGGCCUUCUGGAGAAGGUCCAGGAGACCUGCCAGGAGAUUAAUCGACAGAGAGACUCUGUGACCUUUGGCGUGUCAGACGAUGCCGCAGUGAAAGCAUGGGAGAACAAGGUGAAGAUGCAGGGCACCACAUUGAGCAAGCACUACGCCACCUACAAGAACUUGCGUGAGAAGGAGCUGAGACGGGAGGAGGCAGGAAAGGAGACCAUGACUGAUGACAUUCCUACAUUGCACAAGAGGCAACUGCAGAGGAAGGAGGAAGACAAACGACAAUUUGGGGAGCUGUUUGAGGCAGACAGUGACUCCGAGGAUGACAUCCUGGUGCGGGCUGAGCGAAAGCAGGAGCGCUAUACCCCAAGCAAGAGAGGUCAGAAGAGGAAGAACGACAACUUGAAUGAUGACGGUAGUGAUAAUUUUGAUGAUGAUGAAGGGGAUGAUUCUGAUGAGGAUGAUGAUGGCACCGACGAAGCAGAAAGUGGUGAGGAUGCGACGGAGGCUUGGGCUGCAGGAGAAGGGGUCAGGGCAAAGGUCAAUCCCAUGUCAAAGGUCAAAGGCAAAGUGAAAGUGCUGGAAGAGGGAGAGGAUAAGGAGGACAUUGUCAGGGAUUUUGAUUUCUGGUGUGAUGAAGAAAGCGAGGGUGUGGAUUCGAAGAAGAAAAAGAAGAAUGUUGGUGGACUGAAGAAAAAGAGUGGGAAGAAACUGACUGGCAGACAAAAGAGUAUUAAAGAAGGAAACUUUAAAAAGACCGGGUUUACGUCCAAUAAGGGCAAGAAAGUCAGGGUUGAGAAAAAAGUAAAACCAAGACCGAAGUCUUAGAUACUAAACAAUUAUGGAUAAAUAACUCUCGUACGUACAAAUGUAGUGAAAAUAGCAUAUUAAUUGGUAUUUGCAGUGUUUAUUAUACGAAUGGACAAAGAAUUGGAUUGGUGUAGAAUUGGAACCUGUGACCCGUAGAGAAUACUGCCAGUGGUCAUCGGUUUGGGUCCAACUCCAGUCGCGCUCAGUGCUUAGAUAUCUUUUUAAUAUUGUAUUUUGAGACUAUGACUUUCCUGAAAACAUAGUGUAUAGAAUUCCAGAGUGUUUUUUGAUCAAUUUCUCGCGUCGGCCUACAAAACCACAGACCAAAUUGGCCUUUGUUCAAACCAAGCAGAAUUAUUCAAUCUACUUCCUGUGGAGCUGUUGGUUAAGUGUCAAUUACCAUGAUGAUGAGUCAUUUGCUGCAUGUGUAAUAAAUUUGUAAUAAAAUGUUACAUUUUAAAUCACAACCUGUGCCCAAAUACAAGAUACAGUGUACAUGUAUAUUUAUUUCGUUUAGACGGUGUUUUUUGAGCAACAUUACUUCACUUAUAUAUAUUUGUUACUGUACGUGUACUUUACAAGCUAUUGCUUAUUUUGUCGGCAAGGCUGUUUGUGAUUUAUGUCCAAAUCACGUCUUUACCUUUUUCUUUUCGUCGUAAAUCAACACCUUGCUUUAAAAUCUAGUGAUCUGACAAUUUACAUGUUGACCGUCCAUGCGAAGUUCUGUACUUUAUGGGGGUAGCACUGGGAGCGGUAGUUGAAAUUAUGCCCACCUGAAUGUGAGCCAUACAUGUUCCAAGGCAGUUUUCUUAUGACGCCAAGCUUGAAAGAAGUCUAUACCACUGGAAUAAAAUAUGAGCGCCUGUGCACAAAACGAA
Messenger RNA from Acanthaster planci (crown-of-thorns starfish), 3488 nucleotides. RefSeq names its product NOC2 like nucleolar associated transcriptional repressor (gene noc2l). The record is from RefSeq and is a predicted model, not a curated record. Lineage: Eukaryota; Metazoa; Echinodermata; Asteroidea; Valvatida; Acanthasteridae. Gene Ontology annotation, cellular component: Noc2p-Noc3p complex; nucleoplasm; Noc1p-Noc2p complex. Gene Ontology annotation, molecular function: transcription corepressor activity; histone binding. Gene Ontology annotation, biological process: ribosomal large subunit biogenesis; negative regulation of transcription by RNA polymerase II.